AAGGGCCGAGAAGGAGGCAUUAAACAUUAAGCUAAUUUAAUGUUUGUAAUAGUGCGGGUAGCCUAUUUUACAGACAGUUUUGGCCGUUGAUGUGAACAAUGAGCAAGAGGGAUCCCCCUGUUUGUGAGGACCGCAUGAGUUAUGGGUACGGUAACAGAAGGGGCCGAAGGGGAGGUCGGAAGUUUGGAGAUGGUGCCGAAGAAAGGUGGGAUAGAGCUCCAGGCUCCAGCGGUGGCGGCUAUCAGAGGAAUUCCAGAUGGGAAUCAAGAGAGGACCAGGGACGAGGAGGAUGUAGCGGUGGUUCGCGGGGCAAGCACCCACCACACCUGAAAGGCCGAGAAAUAGGACUGUGGUAUGCGAAAUGGGGAGGCAUCAAAAGAUCAGAGCAAGAAAGAAAGUCUAGAGCUGUUGUGCAAAUGGACGAGUCAAGAGAACAGUGCAUCACUCAGCUGCUGAACACAGUUCAAACAGAGCCUACUGAUCCCAACAAAAGUGACAAUGCUUCAGCAUCUCUGAACGGGUGUACUAAGCCAGAGUUUAGUGGUCACUGUUACUUUGACGGGGACAAGCCAUCGGACGAAGCACAGGAAAUUGAGAAAGUGCCAAAGAUGGACCUAAGAGAAGAGUGUGAGGAGAAAGAGAGGAUGGACAACAAAGAUCUGGAAUAUUUGUCCCAGGAAAUUAUCCGAAACACCUCACUGGAUGAAGAAUUGAAGAGGGACCUUCAGAUGAAAAAAGAGAAUUGUCAGUACGUGGAGAUGCUGAAUUUCAGGGAAAAGCUCCCAUCCUAUCACAUGAGACAGGAGCUGGUGAAGCUGAUCCAGGAUAACAAAGUGGUGGUGAUCAGUGGGGAGACUGGCUGUGGAAAGACUACGCAGCUGCCCCAGUUCAUCCUGGAUGACUUCAUAGAGAGUGGCAUGGGCUCUGUAUGUAGGGUGGUAUGCACUCAGCCUCGACGCAUCAGUGCUAUCUCUGUGGCAGAGAGGGUGUCAGCGGAACGAGCUGAAACAGUUGGAGGAGGGAAUUCUUGUGGGUAUCAGAUUCGACUGCAGAGUCGGUUACCACGGAAACAUGGGUCAGUGUUGUACUGUACAACAGGCAUUAUUCUUCAGUGGUUACACUUGGAUCUGCAUCUGUCAAGCAUCAGUCACUUGGUUAUCGAUGAGGUACAUGAGAGGAAUCUACAGUCAGAUGUUCUUCUCAUUAUAGUGAAAGACCUGCUUACAGUCCGUCAUGACCUCAAAAUCAUCCUCAUGAGUGCCACUCUUAAUGCUGAGAAAUUCAGCAAGUAUUUUGAUAACUGUCCAGUGGUUCACAUCCCAGGAUUCACGUACCCAGUCAAAGAGUACCUCCUGGAGGAUGUAGUAGAGAUGCUAAGGUACUGGCCACAGAGCCAAGAGAGACGGCCACGGUGGAAAAGAGGCUUCAUGCACCGCCAGGCUCUCCGCCCAGAGAGAGUGCAGAAAGAGCGGGAAUACCGUGAGAGCUGGCCCUGCUACGUCCGAUCCCUCAGGGACAGGUACUCUGAGAGCACCACUGAUGUUGUGGAGAUGCUGGACUCUGAUGACAAGAUCGACCUGGAGCUCAUUGUAGCACUGAUUCACCACAUCGUCAUGAAUGAGGAGGACGGAGCCAUUCUAGUCUUCCUGCCAGGCUGGGACAACAUUAGUAGUCUGCAUGAUCUACUUAUGGCCCGACAAAUGUUCAAGUCAGAUAAAUUCAUCAUCAUUCCGCUGCACUCUCUGAUGCCCACAGUCACUCAGACCCAGGUGUUCAGAAGGCCGCCCCCUGGAGUUCACAAAAUUGUAAUUGCAACCAACAUUGCAGAAACAAGCAUCACUAUAGAUGAUGUGGUGUAUGUGAUUGAUGGGGGGAAGAUCAAGGAGACCCAUUUUGACACUCAAAAUAACAUCAGCACCAUGACGACAGAGUGGGUGAGCCAGGCCAACGCUAAACAGAGGAAGGGGCGUGCGGGCAGGCUCUCUCCUGGGAAAUGCUACCACCUGUAUAAUGGGUUGCGGGCCAGUUUGCUGGAUAACUAUCAGCUCCCAGAGAUCCAGCGCACAGCAUUGGAGGAGCUCUGCCUGCAGAUUAAGAUCCUGAAACUGGGCUCCAUCUCUUUGUUCCUGCGGAAAGCUCUUGACCCUCCAUCAGACAAAGCUGUCGAGCUGGCCAUCAGUCACCUCAUGGAUCUGAACGCCUUGGACCGGAGUGAAGAGCUGACACCCCUUGGUUUCCACCUGGCUCGUAUACCUGUUGAGCCACAUAUAGGGAAGAUGAUUAUGUUUGGAGCAUUGCUGAGCUGCCUGGACCCUGUGCUUACCAUUGCUGCCAGCCUUAGUUUCAAGGAUCCAUUCUUCAUACCACUGGGAAAGGAGAAACUAGCAGAUCAGCGUAGAAAAAUACUGUCCAAAAACUCCAGGAGUGAUCAUCUGACUGUAGUUAAUGCAUUUUGGGCGUGGGAAGAUGCAAAAAGGCGGGGCUGUAGGUGUGAGCGCGAGUACUGCUGGGAUAACUUCCUGUCUGCUAACACACUUGAGAUGCUCCAUAAUAUGAAACGCCAGUUCGGAGAGCACCUGUUUGCAGCCGGCUUUGUCAGCAGUCAGAACCCAAAGGAUCCCAGCUCAAACAUAAACUCAGAGAAUGAAAAGCUCAUAAAAGCAGUCAUUGUAGCUGGCCUUUAUCCUAAAGUAGCCAAGAUCCACCCCAGCAAUCCCAAGAAGAGACCCAGGCAGGUUAAGGUGUACACUAAAGCAGAUGGGAAAGUGUGUAUCCACCCAAAGUCGGUAAAUGCAGAGGAGACCCAUUUUCACUACACCUGGCUAGUCUAUCACCUGAAGAUGAAGACCAGCAGUAUAUUCCUAUAUGACUGCACGGAGGUUUCUCCAUUCUCCCUGCUCUUCUUUGGAGGGGAGAUCUCUAUCCAGAAGGACCAGGAUCAGGAGACCAUUGCUGUGGAUGAGUGGAUUGUCUUCCAGUCUCCUGCCCGCAUUGCCCACCUAGUCAAAAACCUUAGAAAAGAGCUGGACAUACUCUUGGAGGAGAAGAUUAAGAGGCCCAAGCCAGUGGACUGGAGUGACCGUGCCUCCAAAGACUGUGCAGUCAUUUCUGCGAUCAUUGACCUCAUCACUACACAGGAGAGUGAUGGUACCAGGAAGGCCAGUCAGCACUGGGACCUUUAGACCCUAAUGAGAUUCCCUCAGCAAAAAUAUCGUAUGCUUCUGGGGUUUAUGUCUACAGAGAAUUGGUUUUGGUCAUCCCCGCCUUUCUUUGGGAACCUCCAAGAAUUCGAUGUUUGUUGUAACUUUUUUGGUCGAUGACAUCAAACCUUUAAAUGCCGAAGCAAUUUGAGAAGUAUGUUAGUAGUCUGGUUCAAGAGGUAUGAAUUAGGCAGAGGAACCCUGCUGUUUAGUUGUCUUUAGUUUCUAACCGAAUCACAAAGAAGUCCGCAAGAACUGCAGUUCCUUUACAUGUAAGACUAUCUUCAAAAACUGGCCUGUACAGACAGUGUAUGAUAUACUUAAGACAAUCUUAUCCAAAGCUGUAAACGCAGAAUGUCUCUCUGUCUUACCUAUUUUAACCGGACCAGUUAUAUAUGACCAGGUUUCAGUUCUUCCACAAAUGACUUUUUUGGUCCUUGAAGAUAUAAAUUGUUGCUAAUGACCCUAAGUCAUAUUGUUAUUUGAAAUUUGAAAUUUUUCAGUUAUUUUACAAUUGCUUCAUUUUUGGU
Messenger RNA from Chanos chanos (milkfish), 3730 nucleotides. RefSeq names its product DEAH (Asp-Glu-Ala-His) box polypeptide 36 (gene dhx36). The transcript is spliced from 25 exons. Bases 99 to 3182 code for a protein of 1027 amino acids. The record is from RefSeq and is a predicted model, not a curated record. Gene Ontology annotation, cellular component: intracellular anatomical structure; cytoplasm; nucleus. Gene Ontology annotation, molecular function: G-quadruplex DNA binding; RNA helicase activity; G-quadruplex RNA binding. Lineage: Eukaryota; Metazoa; Chordata; Actinopteri; Gonorynchiformes; Chanidae.